UGGUUUAGUCUAAUAAUUUGAUCUUGCUUGAACGCGAUUCACACACUCACAACUCCUGGAAAGAGACAGACACUGGUGCUAUGGUUGGACAACAAAAUACUGCUACGACAACAGUUUCUGAAACCCCGGGAAACACUUUGAUCGGUCAAAUUUGAUCUGCGGCUGGUUUUGGAAGUAUUGCUAGGAAAGUUGUUGGCAAAUUGGUAAAUAGAGGUAGCCCGGGGACCCUUCAGCAUGUUUGGGGGGUACGAGGCAAGGGAGGACUACGAGGAUGAACUGUACCAGGACAGGGAGGACUCCAGUGCCUCAGAGGUGGAUAGUGAGCUGGAGUUCAAGCUCUACAGCCAGCUGCAUUAUGCCUCCUGCCAUGACAACAUCGAGGUAGAGGAGGAGGUGGAGAAUGAGGAGCAGGAUGAAGGCCAGCCUUGGCUGGAGGUGAGGGCACAGCCGCUGGAGGGGGUCAUCGUUAUCAACUCGGACCCUGAGAUCAUCACCGUGUCAGACAAUACGGAAGACGAGGAGGGGAUCUGUGUCUCCAAGGGCAGUACGCUGCAGCGCCUCCCUCGCACCAGCAGGGGGCGGCCUCACGUGCACACCUCCUCUCCGCCAGCAGUGCUGAACGACUUCUCGGCGGACUCUGACUCAAAUUCUGACUCAGAUGGGCUGGAGUCCUGGAUGGUACUCGGGCAGGGGAAGCAUGACUCUGACAAGACCAUCCAGCUCAACUUGGAGGGUGGGGCAAUCGUCAGCUCUGCAGAUGACGACGACGGUCAGAGUUGGGCCAUAUCCCGCAGAGACCUGGAGGCUGGUAUCGAUAACAAAAGAAAGGGUCCGCGGCGCAUGUCUAAUCGCUAUUACACCGGCAAGAGCAUAACCUGCCGAAGCUGCAACAAGAUGGGCCACCUCUCCAAGAAUUGCCCCAAUCCCAAGAAACCGCCUGCCUGCACGCUGUGUGGCAGCCUGAGUCAUCUGCAGAGGACAUGUUCCAGUAGGCCCUGCACCAACUGCAACCUGCCGGGGCAUUGCUAUGACGACUGUCUGGAGCGAGCGUUCUGGCACAAGCACUGCCACCGCUGCGGCAUGACUGGCCACUUCUACGAUGCAUGCCCAGACAUUUGGCGACAGUAUCACCUCACAACUCAGAAGGGUCCAAUCACCAAGCUGGAAGUAGAGGAUGCUUACAGAACCCCCGCCUACUGCUACAACUGCUCACAGAAAGGACACUUUGGAUUUGAAUGCAGCCAGCGCAGGAUGUUCAACGGCACGUUCCCCACCGCUCCCUACAUCUCGUACUACGACACACCCCAGGACCUCCGGCAGAGAGACAACCGGGCCCGCCGAAAAGCUGAGGAACUGCAGAAAGCUGGUCUCCUGCAGCCAUCCGGUCCGGAACAAAGAACAUGGCAACCAGGCGGUGACAGAGAGGAGGGGCCGCUGAGGAAGAGGAUGAAAGUAAAAAACACUGCCCAGGAGAAAAAGAGAAAAGACGCACCAUCUGCCAAAGCCAAGAAGGUGAAGAAGAGGCAGCAACAGAAGCUUCAGCAGGAGAAGCAGCAGGUGCAGCCGCACAAACCGCAGCAGCACAAACCGCAGAAGCAACGGCGACCGAAACAGAGGCAGCAACAGCAGAUGCAGCAGCAGCAGCCAGAACUGGUGCCGCAGCAACAGCAGAAAAAGAAAAGGUGGCAGCGGAAGAAGCAGAUGCCGACGGAGAAACAUAAAGAACAGCAGAGCGCCAGAGCGGAGAAGCAGCCCCACAGUGAGCCCAGGGCAGCCCAAAACGGCAGGGUGACCCGCCUAGCCGACGAGGAAGACUUUCCACGGGGUCACAAAAGGAGGCCCUCGGGGGGCCCCGCGCCCCCGCAGAAGGUCAGGCACAUCGCAGGCCUCUUUGGGCCAGGGAAGAACCACAGGAAGCGCCGGCCCCGGGGCAGGGACCGCAAACCUGCCGACCGCAAACUGGAGAACAUGUACCCCACCGACGAGAACCUCUUCACCAUAAAGCAGAGGCGCAAACGGUAGCACCGGGGGAUCGACGGAGUGUGGCCACACAAUUCUGUCCUCACUGUGUGCUGCCAGCUCCCCGUACAGCGCCCUCUACUGGACACACUGGACAGCACUUUGGCCAGCCCCGUCCAGCUUUAAACCACGGCACUGUUGGAUCCACACCAUUUUAUACACACAAACGGAGCGAGUUCCACUAAUGAAUGAACACUGGCCUUAUAGAAUAAUAAUGAUUAUGAUUGAUGAUUGGAGCGUUAAAGUUUUUAUAAUGGCAUAUUUAAAAAGGUAUUGUAAUUACAGUUAUGCCAGUUGUGAUUCUUGUGAAGUAUUAUUAUUUAUAUGCUCGGCCUCCAUCUUUUAACGCACUGUCACAGAAACGGGAUCUUUUCCACAAGAGGGUGAUGUUUCUGAUGAGAAUGACUCAUCUGCUCUUGAGCCUGCAUCAGGACCGUUCAGCUCUCGUCUCUGAGGGCCGUAGCCAGUCUCCCUGCUCCAACAGCCCUGUCACCAUGCUGGGUGAUGGGGUCGUGUGGUCAGUAACAGUUCACAGUAAUGUAGUCAUAAAGUGCCUGCAGCAAUAGUGGGUCUGCUGCAGAUAUGUCAAAUUUGGUCCUCACGGAAAGUAGUGUAUCAGGGUUAAAUCAGCCUCUGAUUAGGGGGGAGGAAUGAAAGUACAUUAAUAUUGACACGCCCAACCAAUGGACUGAUUUUCUUUUCAGACUCUGAGCCUGAUAAGUUCAGCAAAAAUGUACACCGUCUUCAGUGAAGUCAACUUGGCUGAAUAAAUCGGAUUUUUAUAGGAUUCUGCACAGA
Molecule: messenger RNA, 2817 nt
Organism: Conger conger (European conger)
Lineage: Eukaryota; Metazoa; Chordata; Actinopteri; Anguilliformes; Congridae
Gene: zcchc7
Product: zinc finger, CCHC domain containing 7
Exons: 9
Coding region: 235-2022 (595 amino acids)
Molecular function (GO): zinc ion binding; nucleic acid binding
Source: RefSeq, a predicted model, not a curated record